Messenger RNA from Hylaeus anthracinus, 4400 nucleotides. RefSeq names its product ATP-dependent zinc metalloprotease YME1L (gene YME1L). Gene Ontology annotation, biological process: mitochondrion organization; protein quality control for misfolded or incompletely synthesized proteins. NCBI's taxonomy places the organism in Eukaryota, Metazoa, Arthropoda, Insecta, Hymenoptera, Colletidae. Gene Ontology annotation, cellular component: mitochondrial inner membrane. The coding region runs from base 210 to 2462 and encodes 750 amino acids. The record is from RefSeq and is a predicted model, not a curated record. Gene Ontology annotation, molecular function: ATP-dependent peptidase activity; ATP binding; ATP hydrolysis activity. The transcript is spliced from 12 exons.
AAAUAUUCGGAAGUUUACACGCAGAGCGGAGAGCCUCAUUUCCGUUGCCCUUAUAGCAUCAAACUAUGUUUCUUGCUAGAGAUUGAUGUCAUGUAAUCUAAUCAUUUCGAAUUUAUCGUAGCAAAACUCUAAGGAAUUGGAUUCGUUAUUAUUUUAAAAGUGAUCGUUUUAUCUAUUUCGUUACGUCUGUUAAAAAGGAUUGGUUUUCAAUGUUUGCUUUCCAAUCGCAUAAUCAGGUGUUGUAUCAUCUGACACAGUUAACUUCAGCAGUAAAUCCGAAAUCUACAGCAUUCCCAGUCAAAGUUAAGAGACAAAAUGAAUUCAAAACAACAACAGAGGACGCAGCUUGUAAUAGUUUAGCAGAAGCAACAAAAAGUUAUAUGGAAUUACUGAUAAAUAAAUUGAGUACAUACAAUGUAAUUACGCCGCUUGAUAUAAAAAAGAAUAAUGUUUGGGUAAUAUUAGAUCAACUUUCUGCGAGAAUUUUUAAAAGAAACAUAGGAGUAAAUAAUAAAUGGAAAGUUUCUUACAUAUCGGGAGCAAAUUUUACAGAAAACAAACAAAGAUUUCCUUGUGCACAACUCACAGAACCGAUCAUUUUACCUGUUAUAUAUUUAUCAUCGAAACAGUAUCACAGAACAUUAUGUUCUCUUUGUGUUAAAAACCCUUUCAAUUAUCAUGUACAAAUCCGUAGUUUUAAAACAAAGCGUAACGUAAGCGUAGAAUUGGAAAGACAACCAUCGAUUAUAAGCAGGUUCAAAAAAUGGAUUACUCAUUCUUUAGAAACAAAUACGCAUGGUUUGAAAGAAUCGGAUCUCGAAAGAAUGAAACAUAUAUUGAGUAGUACUGAAGUGUCCCCCGAAGAACAUAACAAAAUCAAAUCAGCUUUUAUCGAAGGAUACGAAGCAGGACUUCAACGUCGUGUACGCGUACGUUCUGUAUGGCAAAGAACAGUACUUAAUUUAAUAUUUGGGAUUUUCUUUGCGCUAGCAAUUUUGUAUGCGGGUUACAAACCAGGAAGUAUAUUUCAGUAUCCCAUGGGUCAAAAAUCUGAGAUUAAUCCAGAAACAAUUCAAGUAACUUUCAAUGAUGUUAAAGGAGUUGAAGAAGCUAAGCAAGAGUUGAAAGAUGUAGUUGAAUUUUUGAAAAGCCCUGAAAAAUUCUCCGCGCUUGGCGGAAAAUUACCUAAAGGUGUAUUAUUAGUGGGUCCACCAGGGACGGGAAAAACAUUAUUAGCGCGUGCAGUAGCUGGUGAAGCUGGUGUACCAUUUUUUCAUGCAGCUGGACCAGAAUUUGACGAGCUUCUAGUAGGACAAGGUGCACGUAGAGUGAGAGAUUUAUUUAAGGCAGCAAAGGAAAGAGCACCCGCUGUAAUAUUUAUAGAUGAAAUUGAUUCUGUCGGCGGAAGACGAACAAAUUCAGUUCUUCACCCAUACGCGAAUCAAACUAUAAAUCAAUUGCUUUCAGAGAUGGAUGGAUUUCUUCAAAACGAAGGUGUCAUAGUACUAGGCGCAACAAAUAGACGCGAUGAUCUGGACAAAGCAUUGAUGCGACCUGGUCGUUUCGAUGUAGAAAUUUAUGUAACUAUACCAGAUUUUAUUGGACGGAAAGAAAUUUUAGAUUUGUACUUAUCAAGAAUAUUAACGCGAGAUGUUGAUAUAGACUAUUUAGCCCGAUGCACUGUUGGAUUUACAGGCGCUGAUAUAGAGAAUAUGGUAAAUCAAGCAGCUUUACGAGCAGCAAUAAAUGAUGCAGAUUAUGUAACCAUGAAACAUUUGGAAUAUGCUAGAGAUAAAGUAGUACUGGGUCCAGAAGGAAAGAGGAGGAUGUUAGACGAGGAAGCCAAUCGUAUUACAGCGUUUCAUGAAGCAGGACAUGCGUUAGUUGCAUAUUACACUAAAGAUGCUGUGCCAAUACAUAAAGUUACUAUCAUACCCCGUGGAGCUUCUUUAGGACAUACAUCAUUUUUACGAGACAAAGAUGUAUUUCAUAUAACAAAGUCACAGUUAUUAGCUAAUAUGGAUUCGAUGAUGGGUGGCCGUGCCGCGGAAGAAUUAGUUUUUGGAACUGAUAAAGUAACAACAGGAGCGUCAAAUGAUUUUGAACAAGCAACUUCUAUUGCUGAGCAUAUGGUCAAAAGUUAUGGCAUGUCAGAAAAAGUUGGUUUUAGAGCGUAUUCAGAUUCUAAAAAACUAGAAUCGUAUGGAACUAGCGAAUACGGCCCUAGUACAAAUGAACUCAUCGACAGCGAAGUGAAACGUCUUCUACAAGAAUCGUAUGAACGCGCGAAGACAAUAUUAAAGGUACACGCAAAAGAACAUAAACAAUUAGCAGACGCGUUACUUAAAUACGAAACAUUAGACGCUGAAGAUAUAAAAAAUAUAGUGAACGGAAAGACAACUCGAAUUGAAACUAUCAAUAAUCAGCCACCAAUUAUAGAUCCAUCUUCUCAUGUAUUAUAAUUAGGAUAUCGAAAUUCAAUUUUAAAUAGAGAUUAAAAUAAAUUAUUUGGUAUAUUAUCACAUUUUAUGAUAAUACUUUAUACUUCUUUAUUGUAUUACUUACGUUUUACAAUUUGAAAUACACGCAGAAUUAUUAAAUUUUGAUCAAAAUGUAAUGGAACUUUUCGAUUUAUGUCUUUAAGGUAUGUAAGUUCAAUCGUUUUAUUUAAUUACUUAUAUCAUUAAUAUAUAUUGUGCUUCCUGUAAAAAUUCAUGUAAAUUUAAUUUUGAUACAACUAUCUUCUUUUUUGCUGAGAUUCAAUAGACUCGGAACUGCAUAGAAUUGCACUAUGGUUGAUGUGGUUGGAUUAUUUAUCUUAGCUAAAUCUAUCGUAUCUAACAUAUUUUGAUUGCCAUUACCAAUUCGAGUUUGUUAGUUUUAUUCCGAAUUCGAGAAUAUUAGAAUACGUUUUGUUCGAGGAUAUUCGCAAAACAAAAAUUUGAAACUUAUUUUCUUUAGAUAAAUAGUUUGUAUAAAGUGGACUGCGUUCAUAAGAUGUAACAUAAUUUUACAAAUUUGAGAAACCGAUGUACAAUAAAUAAACUUAAAACAAAACAAGUGGGUGCGUGUAAUGCCGCGCGUUACAAGUGUAAUUUCUUGGACACAAUGGUGAAAUUUUAUUAAUUUUUCCCAGAUAUUUGGAAGAUGAUGCAAGGGACUCGCGCAUCAUCUUUAAAAUAUCUUUUAGUAAUUCAAAGUUGGAUAAUUAACUUAUAAAGGAUCAAAAGGGAGUUACUUUCUCAUAUUCCUUUGCAACACUUUUUUUUUUUCUAAAAAAGAACUUUUAUUUACAAAGCAAAUUAAAUUGCCAGUGACACUAGCACAUGCAAUAGGAAUACCGCUUUCCUAUUGCUUAACAUAGUCCACCUGACAUUCGACCAUACAAAAUGGGUAGAGGAAUUUUUUUUAACGAAGCAAAUGGAUCUUGAAGAAUCCAAAAAAACGAUCCUUCGAAGAUCGAUAAGCCUCUGGAGCAGCGGUAGCCACAUAAUAUCGCCAGGUCCACCUUUCAUGUAUCGAAAGUAAUACGUAUCGUUGAGAAUAAACAAAACGCAGAUCGUUUAAGUGUAGCAAGAUUAUUUAUAUUAUUAAUAUUUGACGGAAAAUAAGCAAGGCGAGUUUUGUUUUCGAUAACUAUUAUAAAAGUAACUUGCAAGCAUUGUACUUGUUUCAUAUUCUUGCAAAUGUCAAUGUACCUUAGUAAUUGAUGUAUAGAACGUUCUUUAAAUAUAAUGAUACAGGCACAUAAAAUUUGAACAAAUCAAAUUAAUAGAGGUUCGACAACAAUUUUUAAAAAGGAUGAUCGAUGGAUCUUGUUUUAUGAAAAUUAUUCCGUUCUACGUAUUUCUAAUAGUGACAAUUGAUAAAUUAUUGCAUACUACAAUUACGACAUACAUUUUACUGUUCUAUAAAAUUGUCCUACCCAUGCAAUAUUAUUAAUAUCCGAGUAAUGAUCCAUUUGUACCCCAUUUUUUUCUCCUUCGAAAUUUGUAUCGUUGAAAGAAAUACUACCUUAAUUGAAAUUGCACUCGUACAGAAAUAUAUUACGCCGCAUUAUGGAACUAAGUAUUGAUUUUUGUAAGAAAUAGAAAAUCACCGAUGAAUCGUAACGGAUAAUAACUUAUAGAUGGAUGAACUUCCGAUGGAGGCAAAAAAUACAGUGCAAAGUUAGAUUGUAUUGUAAUUUAGUUAUACUAUGCCCAUUCAAACAAUCUUGUCUCGUUAGAAUAUUUUCGUUUCCCUUCAAAUUACAUUGUAUAAUGCAAAAUGAUAGCCAUGAUUUCAUAUAGACAAGACUGUUGUUGUUAUUACUUUGUUUAAAUAUAGCUAUAUCUAUUGACUGUUCGUGUAAAUAUGUAUGUAUACAUGUUUCAAUAUAAUUUGUUUCUGCAUUUUCA